Molecule: messenger RNA, 3641 nt
Organism: Oryza sativa Japonica Group (Japanese rice)
Lineage: Eukaryota; Viridiplantae; Streptophyta; Magnoliopsida; Poales; Poaceae
Product: triacylglycerol lipase SDP1
Biological process (GO): lipid metabolic process
Molecular function (GO): triacylglycerol lipase activity
Source: RefSeq, a predicted model, not a curated record
CUCCUCGCUUCCCAUUCCUGGGCUCUGACUCGGACGCCCUUUUGUCCCCACCCGCCGAUCCGCCGCCGCGAGCCCGCGACCGCGAGACGAGACGAAACCAACUCGUCCCCCUCUUGAUCCCCCGUCUCGCUUCGCUCGGCGGCCGCGCCACCUCCAAAUCUCCAAGCUCCCCGACUCGGCGACUCCCACACGCCAUGCCCAUCGCGCCCGCGGCUUGCAGCCAUCAAACCCCCCCGCGCUCUUUCGCCUCCUGAGCCCGUCCGCUCGCCCGUGGCCAUGGACGCGAUCAGCAGCGAGGCGCCGGUGGGGGUGUUCGCGAUCGGCCCGUCCACGGCGCUGGGCCGCGCGUUGGCGCUGCGGGUGCUGCUCUGCGGCUCCCUGGGGCGGCUGCGCCACCGCCUCGCCGCGGCGCUGCGGGCCGCGCUCCCCGUGGCGGCGGGCUGGCUGCACCCGCGGGACAACACCCGCGGGAUCCUGCUCGCCGUCUGCGCCGUCGCGCUCCUGCUGCGGGUGCGGGGGCGGGGCGGCGGGCGCGCCGGGGUCCGGGCGCGGGUGCAGUCCGCGUACCGGCGCAAGUUCUGGCGGAACAUGAUGCGCGCCGCGCUCACCUACGAGGAGUGGGCGCACGCCGCGCGGAUGCUGGACCGCGAGACCCCGCGCCGCGCCACCGACGCCGACCUCUACGACGAGGAGCUCGUGCGCAACAAGCUCCGCGAGCUCAGGCACCGCCGCCAGGAGGGCUCGCUCAGGGACAUCGUCUUCUGCAUGCGCGCCGACCUGCUCAGGAAUCUCGGCAACAUGUGCAACUCCGAGCUCCACAAGGGGAGGCUGCAGGUGCCGAAACUCAUAAAGGAGUACAUUGAGGAAGUAUCUACUCAGCUGAAAAUGGUAUGUAAUUCUGAUUCAGACGACUUGCCUCUCGAAGAGAAACUUGCAUUUAUGCAUGAGACAAGACAUGCCUUCGGUAGAACAGCCUUGCUGCUAAGCGGGGGUGCUUCUCUAGGUUGUUUCCAUGUGGGUGUUGUGAAAACAUUGGUAGAACAUAAGCUUCUGCCAAGGAUAAUUUCAGGAUCUAGCGUUGGUUCUAUAAUGUGCUCCAUAGUAGCAACAAGGUCAUGGCCAGAGCUGGAGAGCUUUUUCGAGGAGUGGCAUUCCUUGAAGUUCUUUGACCAGAUGGGCGGGAUCUUUCCCGUAGUUAAAAGGAUUUUGACUCAUGGAGCUGUUCAUGACAUUAGACAUUUGCAGACGCUUUUGAGAAAUCUUACCAGCAAUUUGACAUUCCAAGAGGCCUAUGACAUGACGGGCCGGAUUCUUGUUGUCACUGUGUGUUCUCCAAGGAAGCAUGAGCCACCUCGAUGCCUGAACUAUUUGACAUCACCUCAUGUUCUCAUCUGGAGUGCAGUAACUGCUUCCUGUGCUUUUCCUGGUCUUUUUGAGGCCCAAGAGUUGAUGGCAAAAGACAGAUUUGGAGAAACAGUUCCUUUUCAUGCUCCUUUCCUGUUGGGCUUGGAAGAAAGAGUUGGUGCUACAACUCGGCGUUGGAGAGAUGGGAGCUUGGAAAGUGAUUUGCCAAUGAAGCAAUUGAAGGAAUUAUUCAAUGUGAAUCAUUUCAUAGUAAGCCAAGCCAAUCCUCACAUAGCUCCACUGUUGAGACUCAAGGAAAUUAUCAGGGCUUAUGGAGGCAGUUUUGCUGCCAAGUUGGCUGAACUUGCUGAGAUGGAAGUUAAGCAUAGGUGCAACCAAAUUCUCGAACUUGGAUUUCCUUUAGGAGGAAUAGCCAAGUUGUUUGCUCAAGAUUGGGAAGGUGAUGUCACAGUUGUUAUGCCAGCCACGCUUGCUCAGUAUUCCAAGAUCAUACAGAAUCCAUCUUACGCUGAGCUUCAGAAGGCUGCAAAUCAGGGUAGGCGAUGCACCUGGGAGAAGUUAUCAGCCAUUAGGGCAAAUUGUGCUAUUGAGCUGGUACUAGAUGAAUGUGUUGCCCUGUUGAACCAUAUGCGUAGGCUAAAGAGAAGCGCGGAAAGAGCAGCAGCUUCACAAGGACAUGGUCCUACAAUCAGACUCUGCCCAUCUAGAAGGAUUCCAUCAUGGAAUCUCAUAGCAAGAGAAAAUUCAUCUGGUUCCCUUGAAGAAGAAUUCCUUAUAUCUCCUCGUACAAACCAUCAUGCAGAUGGAGGAAUUGCUGGACCAUCUAACAAAAACCAUCAUGUCCAACAAAAUGUACAUGAUGGCAGUGACAGUGAAUCUGAGAGUAUAGACUUAAACUCAUGGACAAGAAGUGGUGGCCCUCUUAUGAGGACAGCCUCAGCCAACAAAUUCGUCAGUUUUGUUCAGAAUCUUGAGAUUGACACAGAGUUCAGAACAAUUUCAUCGAGGGAAGACAGAACUGAUGUUGUAACACCAAAUGCUAAUUUCUUGGUUUCUCAGGCAAUUGGUAGAGAAUCUGUUGACAACAGUGCAAUGCCUAUUACUCCUGAUAGGAGCUUGGGCAAUUCAGGUUAUGAUCCUCAUGAUAGUAAUGUCCCUAGAUCUCCAUUUGGUUGUUCAACAAGUAUCAUGGUUUCUGAAGGCGACUUACUGCAACCCGAAAAGAUUGAAAAUGGUAUUCUGUUUAAUGUUGUGAAAAGGGAUACUCUUCUAACACCUACAGGUGGAGUUGAGCUUCAGGGAACAUCGCAGGAACCAGACGUGGAAACAAUUCAGACAGAGUGCCUUGAUGAUGCUUCGGAUGACGACGAUGUGGGAUUAAAUGCUGGUGAUGAAGCAGCAAUUGACCCUAGAGCAAACAUGAGCAGCCAAAAUACACAACACCAGGGGUCUUCACUAGAAAAUAUAAAUCUGUCCUCUUCAGUAGAUUGUGAAGCUGAAACAAUUACUAGUAAAUCAAAGGGUUCAUCUCUUUUUGAUAUUGGUAUGGAGAUUCGUCCAACAAUCUUGAGCACGGAAAGUAGUAUGUACGAGAGGUCUUCUGCAAAAAUAGGACUGAGGACAGUGCAUGCAGAAUUUAUCAGCAAUCCAGGUGCUGGGAAGGGAGAAGUUGACUCAGGGGCUGCUAAUAAAGAAUUUUCCUAUUUUUCUCAAACAGCAGAUACUGUUAUAUUUUCAGAAAGCUGUGAAACUGGGCAACAUCAUGAAGUGAAUGUAGAAGCUUUAACCUCAUACCCUGUUUCAGUUCUGGAAGAUGAUAGGUCUGGUGGCUUCAAUUUGAGUGAAAUAAUGGCUACAACUUUCAUUGCCGAAGCUGAUGCUCCAAUAUCUAGAAGAGAUGAAGUUGAGCAGCAUAACGGAUCUCCAGUGGAAACAUUCCUGGACACAGAAACGGUACAAGCUGGGCCUUGCAGUUCUACUUUGGAGGGCAACAACACCAACAAUUCCGAGGAAAUGCAAGUUGUUUGCACCUCAGGAACCAAUUAGAAGUCAAGACAAGAAGGGAAGUUUUGGAUUUAUCAUAUGAAAAAACAACUUCAGUGCUCGUUGUAAAUCAUAUGCAGAUGUGCGCCAUGUUCUGUUGUCGAUUUAAAUUCGCACAUUACGGAAUAUCUUGUUAUGUAUUGUAGGUUAGUGAACUAGGGAAAGAGGUCGCUGAACUUGAUGAAAUUCCUCGUAAAUAGGAAAAGAAUGUCAAUGGUUUUGUUGAAGCUGCU